Eupeodes corollae is the source of this 676-nucleotide messenger RNA. Its product is annotated as protein C10. The coding region runs from base 135 to 485 and encodes 116 amino acids. The transcript has a single exon. Gene Ontology annotation, biological process: post-embryonic development. The record is from RefSeq and is a predicted model, not a curated record. NCBI's taxonomy places the organism in Eukaryota, Metazoa, Arthropoda, Insecta, Diptera, Syrphidae.
CAAAAUUUUGACAGCUAAACAACUCAAAAAGUCAUAACUAGAAAAUAAAAAAUAAAUAAACAAUUUUCCUAACAAAAUAAAAUUCUUAUCUUUUUCACCAAAAAAAGUUCUUUUAAAAUUACAAAACAAUUAAAAUGUCAUAUUUGGUGAAUUUCAACAACGAUACUGCCAAACAAAUCCUGAUCGACAUAAUUCGAACUGUGAAUCAAUCGGAAAACUCCAAGAAACUCUCGGAAGCGAAGGCUUCUGCUGGCAAAGAAAUGCUCCUAAUGAUGCAGCAUGUUUUCCCAUUGGUAAUGCAACUCCAGACGGAUGUUAUCAAAUCCUAUGGAUUCCCAGGAAAUAGAGAAGGUCUGGUUCAAUUCGCGCAAUUGGUUCGAGAAAUGGAAAGAGAAGACGUGGAGAUUGCCAGGCUAAGGAGUCAAAUAAGAGCUAUCUACUUGCCACCCAUAGCCAUAAACACCACCAAUGAUGUGUUGAUUUAAUGAGACCCUGACUGACAAUAUAUUUACUUAUUUUCUUUUAAUUGUAAGAGAAAAUAGAAAAAUCUUAGUUUAAAGUAUUAUUUUUUAUUUAAAUGCAUUUUAUUGAUGUGUUGCCUUAUAACAAAUACAAAAACAAAAAUAUUUGAAAUUGUGUAAAAUUACAUUAUAAACAGAAUAAAAAAGUUAAAAAU